Messenger RNA from Terrapene triunguis (Three-toed box turtle), 483 nucleotides. Its product is annotated as histone deacetylase 6-like. The annotation marks the transcript as partial. The transcript has 3 exons. NCBI's taxonomy places the organism in Eukaryota, Metazoa, Chordata, Testudines, Emydidae. The record is from RefSeq and is a predicted model, not a curated record.
ACCUGCCCAGCGAUGGCGACGCCCCCAGGGGUCCCCUCGGGGGAGGAAGGACCCAGCUCCCCCCUCCCAGCGAAGCGGGGUGGCCGGAGGGGCCCCCAGCCCCGUCGCAGCCCCGGGCUCCCCGAAACCAAACGCCGCGGCCGAGCCCAGAGGAUGAACAAAGAUGCAGAGGAGCUGGAAUCGAGGCUGCAGCGCCUGGAUCUGAACGUGGAGGCGGCGGUGCCCGUGGGGACAGGUCUGGCCUUUGACGAGCGGCUCACGGAGUUCCACUGCCUGUGGGACGACAGGUACCUGGGGGGCGGGUCCCAGAUCCCCCUGGUCCGGCUGUAUUGGCCGCCCCUCCGGGGGCAGAUCCCGAAAACCCUGUGGGAGCCACAGCCCGUCCCCCCCCCAAUUCCCCGUCUCAAUCUCUGGACCUCAUCCUUCCCGCACAUCUGUAAUCGCCUCACCAUCCUUAACCCUGUUCCGUCCCUUUCUCUGUAA